CUACUAGCAGAGAGGUUGGGACUUGAUCGUCAUGACCGCUGAAACAGUUAUAGUUCUGUUAAUGACGGUGUUAUUUUCAAUAGCCAAAGUGAGUGGUGUCGACCGAAAUGUCCGAGAUACAACAUUUUCCGGAUUUGCGUUUGAGCAGAUAAUUACGAAGCUAGAACAUUUGCAAGACAAGUUGAACGAAAUGGAAGCUGCCAUGAAGCAUAAUCGAGAAAAGCAAUUCUGGCUUGGGCUGGAGUAUUUGCAUCACGUGACGUCAGCACGAAAGCACGAGUUGCUGGUGGAGCUGAAGGACUUCGAUGGCAACUACAUUUGCGCACGGUAUGAUGAGUUCGCGAUCGGGAGUGAGGAGGAUCAAUAUGCGUUAACGAAGCUGGGAUCGUACACAGGAACGGCCAAUGACUCCUUGAUAGCCCACAAGGGCAUGAAGUUCUCGGCGAAGGAUCGGGACAAUGAUAUAUGGCCAGUUGGAAACUGUGCUAUCAAUUAUAAAGGAGCAUGGUGGCACAAACGAUGCUACGAUUCAAAUCUUAAUGGUCUCUUUAGGAAUAGUGUGAAUGCGGAAAAUAUUGUUUGGGCCAAGUACAUACUAAGAUUAGGAUGGGCAUUCUCAAGAAUGUCGAUUCGCGAGACAUAAUGAUAGAUCAUUUUCAUCAAAUUUAAAAAAAGAGGGUGGAGGGGGGGGGAUAUGUGGUACAAUUGCGAACUCGCACAACAUUGCGACUUUCCCAAACUAGAUCAAAGCGGUUGUCAAAAAUUACACAAAAAGAAGGGUUUCUCGGAUUUUUUUAGCAUAUUUUGCCAUAUUGUUCACACUAGUGAGCAUGACACUCAUGAAUUUAAUUAAAGCAAGUGUUGUAUCUUAGCAAAAUCGAAUAUCGUAUCUGUUCUAACUAUCCGGUGGAACUCAAUAAGCCUCUGCGGUGAUCGUUACGUCAUUAAGAAGGAGAAGAAAAAAUGAAACACAAAAACCAACUCCAAGGACAAAUAAUUUUACACCAGGGAACGGCAAACUUUGCGACCAAAAGCCAAUUUCUACAAAAAUGGAAUGUAGAAUUCCAUGUGAAGAGCUAAAUAGAGAAGCCAAGAAUAAAAAUGUGUGAAAUUUCUAUGAAAUAUAUAAAGCGUAAUCUUCCUGUCAAAAGAUUAUAAGUUUGUAUGGCUGAAAUGCAGUUUACGCUUCGUGUGACUUCCACGUCACACAUAAUUAGUGUGACAUUAGAGUGAUUUUGUCACACAUAGUUGUGAUUAUUACAUUAGAGCAAUAAUAAGUGUCUGACUUGCAUUAAUUUCCCUGGCAUUCGUUUUCAACAACGUUGUCGGUUGUUUCGUUAUGAGCGCAAAGACAAUUUUUGUUCAUCAUUGGUAGCUAAUGUAAGAUUGACAAAUGGCACGGCGAUACGAUGGCAUAUUUCCCAUUACUAUAUACACUGCAACACUUGCUUGAUCGUGUACGUUCUGCAUGGGAGUGAUAAGCUCUAACGACCGAGAGAGAAACGGUCAUUGAUCUAAGACAGGGGUCUCCAAACUUUUCAGUUUGCGGGCCGCAUUGCUUCACAAAUAACAUUGUUAAGGACCAUUUUGACGUUAACUUCAGAACGAUUGUAAGUUCAAAUCUUGUUUUGUUUAGAAAAUACGAACAGAAUAAAUCA
This is a messenger RNA of Anopheles arabiensis, 1658 nucleotides long. Its product is annotated as fibrinogen C domain-containing protein 1-like. NCBI's taxonomy places the organism in Eukaryota, Metazoa, Arthropoda, Insecta, Diptera, Culicidae. Bases 32 to 643 code for a protein of 203 amino acids. The transcript is spliced from 2 exons. The record is from RefSeq and is a predicted model, not a curated record.